UCCGCCCGCCGCCGCGUUUUACGAGUGCUCUGGCAAUAAAAUUUGCCUUUCGACCGCCAUCGUUGACGAUUUUUUGUGCCGGUCGCAGUUUAUCCAUCCUCCAUUAAAUUAAAAAUCGACAAACGGUUGGUCAACUUUGAAAAAAUCAUUCAAAUCCUCUUCAAAUUUUUUGUUAUUCAAAAUUAAUAACUGAAGAAGUAUCACUGGUCAUGACGCGGCAUUCCACGCCCAAUGUUUUUCUUCUUUUUUUGGCUGCUUUAUUCAUUCUUCCUUUUUAUUGUAUCUCCAUCAAAUGGCUAGCACUUCAUAGGGUACAGCCCGCAUGGACAAAUUCAGGAGAUUGCCCUCGUUCACGUGAAGAACGCCGCGUUUUUGGCCUUAUAGCUUAUCAAGCACGUGUUUGCGUUCGUCUGCCUGAACUUAUACCACAUAUAAUUAAUGCUGCUUCUUUGACUGUUGAUGUGUGCCAAGCCGCAUUCGCUGAUCGAAGAUGGAAUUGUUCUUCUAUUUUAACUGCUCCAAAUUUGAGUGCUGAGUUAAACAGUGGUUGGUACAAAGGAACAAGCAUUUGUUUAUGCGCUCUCAUCAGCAGCCGUUACGCACCACGUAUUUAUCGCAAAAUAAAUUUAAAUAGAUAUCUUAAGGUAGCAAAAGCUUGCUCUUCUGGUCAAUUAGCAAAUUGUCCUUGUGGUUUUGGAGAUACCGUGACGACAACAGCUCCAAUUGGAAGCGACCAUUUUCAAAGAAAUCUUACUGAAUUAAGUUAUAAAUGGAAGGGGUGCAGCGAUAAUGUUGUUCAUGGACGAAGAAUUAGCCGUGAAUGGAGUGAUUCAAAAUGGAGACCUAAUCCUGCGGAAGCAGUUAAUGAAAUCGCAGCUCGAAAUCGUUGGAAUAUUGUUGAUGCCGAGAGAAUUGGAGGAAGCGAUGAUUAUAUAGAAGACCAAAUGAGGGUUUUAAAACUUAAAAGAGUGAAUUUAACGAGAAUGAGGGAAAUCUACUUAAAUUCUUUUUAG
Molecule: messenger RNA, 1013 nt
Organism: Meloidogyne enterolobii
Lineage: Eukaryota; Metazoa; Nematoda; Chromadorea; Rhabditida; Meloidogynidae
Source: the annotation of a GenBank genome assembly